This is a messenger RNA of Cyprinodon variegatus (sheepshead minnow), 1284 nucleotides long. RefSeq names its product sex hormone-binding globulin (gene shbg). Gene Ontology annotation, molecular function: steroid binding. NCBI's taxonomy places the organism in Eukaryota, Metazoa, Chordata, Actinopteri, Cyprinodontiformes, Cyprinodontidae. Bases 58 to 1218 code for a protein of 386 amino acids. The record is from RefSeq and is a predicted model, not a curated record. The transcript is spliced from 8 exons.
GUCUCUGCAGUCCCUAUCUGACCAGAGAGGCCUGGGUGCACUCACUGCAGGGUGGCCAUGUUUUUGAAGGCAGUAGCAGUUGGACUGCUCCUCGCUGUCUGCCUUAUUGGAAGGCGUGUUGAAGGACAGAGGAGAGGUAAAAAAAUAGUAUCGGGGGAUUCUCUCAUCUACCUCGGCCAAGACAGAAACCCCUGGAAGCCGCUGAUUCGCACCGCGGCCAACAUCAGUGAGAUCAGAAGCAUCAAGUCUACUUUUCAGUUUCGGACUUAUGACCCAGAAGGCGUGAUUUUCUACGGGGACUCCGGAGAUGCACAGGACUGGUUUAUUUUGUCCCUGAAAGAUGGAUUCCCCUUGAUGCAGAUCAGCAAAGGGGACGUUCAAGUUAGCGUGACUGGUGGGCCCAAACUGAAUGAUGGGAUAUGGCACACGUUGGACGUGGGCAGCAAGGGAAAGUUUGUGGUUCUGGAUGUGGACAACUUACCUGGGCUGGUGGUGGGAAUGCACUCCCAACAGACUAAGGAGGUUGUUUCUGGGCAAAUUCGAUUGGCACUCGGUGGGCUCCUGGCCAGCAAGGACAAGAUGAUAGUUGAGUUGGAUCCACAGAUGGACGGCUGUGUGCGGGAUGGCCGCUGGUUAAACCUCAGCAUGCCUUGGGAGGUGGACGAAGACGAGCUCUUACUUUGCCACCAGAACAUUCAACCUGGCAGCUACUUUGCUCAAGAAGGAUUCUCCCUUUUUAACACUUCAGUUUUCGACAUCGAUGAAGAAAGCGGAUUGACAGUUGGACUUUCAGGGAACUUCAGUCAGAUGGAUGGAACCCUUCUGAGCGUCAUGUCCUCAGAGGGAGAGCUGCUGGGUGCGCUUAGAGCUGAUAAUAAAACAAAUAAGCUUCAUGUUACCAUCGGAAAGCACAAAGAUGAACUUACAAACAAUUGCAAGAGGCUGCAGAUUACUUUUUUGAGGAGUAAGGUGGAAGUGCUUCAAACCUUAGAUAAAUCAAUUGCGUUUUCUUAUGACCAAGAAAGCACCCCUGGUUACAUAACAGCAUUGAGAGGGGGUCGUCUAGCCAUUGGAGGCCUUCUGGGUGAUAGGGAAGAUAUGGUUGGCUCCCAUUUCCUGACAGGCUGCCUGGAGAAGAUCCAAAUCCAAGGGAAUAAUAUCGAUCUGGAUACAGCUCUCAAAGACAAGUCAGCUUCUUCUCACAGCUGCCCUGUAUAGCCCCUAAAAGCAUGCAUGUCCUGGAUAAGGACAAGAUAUUGGCUGUAGAGGAAUUUCUUUGAUGAA